CCAGGUUGCUUUUUAUUACAUGAUCUUAAGUGCCUUUUUAUAUUAUUUCAUAUAUUUACAGAUUACGACUAAAAAUGAUAAAUCGUAACAAAACAUGAUUCUACGCCGACUAGGGUUAAUAUAAUCAAUAAGAUACUUAAUUUGUGAAAUUCAAAAAUCAAACUUUACGAUUAAAGUAAAUACUGUUGUUAUCAUUAAGCUGGGGUGUUUUUUUGAUGUAAUAAAUUGUUAAAAAAAGGUCUGUGGAAUUUCAACGUUGUAACCUGGCACCAUGUUGAUCUCUUAUUGCAUUGAUGUUUAUUAGCAGUAAGCUGGGGAAUUCCCCGGAAAUCAUGGUAUGCUGAACUAUUAUCUCUAUAAGCAAAAAGUACUUGGCAUUAGUGACAUCAUGUCAAUAAUCUUACUUUUAAAAAACAUCUAGUUUCCAACUACUAAAAGUGCAUUUCGAAAUUUUGAUCAGAAAUAUUAUAGUGUUUCAUUUUUUCUGAAGUAUUACCAUCUCAAGCAGGCUUAAUGAACUGUUUUACUUUCAAAUAUCAUUAUCUUAUAUCGCUUUGUUCAAGCUACUUCUAUUCUAAUUAAAAUUUUAGAAAAAAUAGCUUUAUUUCUCUACAAAUAGAGUUUAUUUCUUUCAAAAGAGGGGUUUAUCUUCAAGCUCAUAUUACUUAAAAGCGCAUCAACAUCAACAAAGCAAAAAGAGUUGGUAAUAAAGCUUAUCAUUUAAAAACAAAAGUUGAUUCAUGCUAAGGAAUUGAUAACAAAAAUAGUCGAUCCAAAAUCAAUUACAAUAAUUAUUCAUCAAGGUAACACGCACGUCAAACAUAGAAAACAGUACGAGGAAUUGUAGUGCAAAUACAUAGGGACUUCCCCUGCGUACGUUUAUAUGAUUACUGGCAGUAAGUAAAGGUUGCCAGUUUAGAAUACAUGAGGAGAUCGAACACAACAUAUGUAUGGAAAUGACUUCAUUUAAAUGUGGGAAGGUUUAUCGCGCUGUUCCACAUGACUUCGGCGAAGAAAAGAAGUUACCAAUAAAGUUUAAGGUGAAAUCGCGCAAAGAGAUAUUGCGAUUUUGGCCAGAUGAUAGUAUACAAAUUCAGAAAAUUAAAGAGGGUGGCUGGUUUACUGCAAAUAAUUUGACCUUUCCAAAACAAAAAGUUGGCCUAAUACAUCAGCAAAACUUGGACGUCUCUUCAGAAACAAAUGUACCAAAUUUUAGAAAUGAAAGGUUAGCCAGUGGGAGCGAUAUUUACGAACCUAUAGAAGAUGUUAAUAUACCUAUGAAGGCAGAGGAAUGGUUCGACAAACCCAUACUGCCAGAUGUUUUGUUAAGAGCUUUCAAAGAAAAUAAUGGCGAUAAAGCCAGCGACAUUGUUUCUUACACAGAAGACGAUUUGCUCAAACCUCUUGAAUGCAACACACAGGAUGGGAAAGUCAAAGUGAGCAAUAUUAGAAGUGGUGAUACAGGAUACGUAUUUGUAUGUGAUGUCUCUCCAUUCUGUUCAAAAAGAUGGUAUCGCGGCAGAAUGUCUAAGUUAUAUGUAGAACUCAUGUUCCAGAACGUAACAUAUGGAACGUUUUUAGUCUGGAAAGUCAACAAUACUCAAUACAUCAUAACAGUAAUGCUUGCACAAGGACAGUUGAAACAUUUCGUAGUUCUCCAAAUGGACGACUGGCUUUUCUUGGAAAAAAGCGGAAGCUAUGAUAGUUUUUUCAGCAUAGUCCAGGAAUGCAACUCAAAUGAGAUGCCAAUGCACAAUCCUCUCAAAGUUCCGAAUGCACUUUGUGGAUGUCCUUUCGAAAAUAUCGAGAUGCCAACACAAAGAGAAGCCGAUAUUGUUUAUGUUUCAACGCAUGAUACUAGGCACUACUGUGAGUUAACAAUCGUAAAACGACUUGACAAUUCCAGUUUUGGCUUGGUUAAGACAAUGAAAAAUAAAGAAUGUUUCGGUGUAAGCUGGUAUGCUGGAGAUUUGUCAUUACAAGAAUCUCAACAACUUUUAAAUGGAAAAGAAAGUGGUUCCUUUCUGGUGCUUAAUUGUGAAAAACCGAUUGGACAAUACAUCGUUACAAUCAGUACAAAUAGGUAACCAACCUAAACGUGUUAUAUCUUCAGUAUGGCUGUACUUAUUCCAUACAAAGCUGGCUGCACGUAUCAUCACUUUAUGCAGCUUUCGAAUUUGGAUGGCUGUUAAUGGAAUAUAAACAGUGUCGUUAAAGUCUAAUUUUGACAAGACUAGCAUUUCAGCUAAUUGUUUUCGUAACUUAAAUGGUGCCAUGCGUUUUAGUUUACGUAAUAUAGAUAAGAUGCCAUGACAACACGAUACUACACUCUGUACAUGAUCAUUCCAACUUAGGUGUUCAUCUAAUUUAACACCCAAUACAGACCAUGUUGGAACUCUUUCAAUCUGGAAGUCAUCCAGUUUGAUAUCAGUACAAUCGAGGUCGUUGAGAUUGUGUCAUUUUGACAUUUGUGAUGUUGAAAACACCAUUAACUUUGUUUUUUCCUUGUUCAGAACAAGAUUGUUAUUUGUAGACCAUCUUUGAAGUUGACUUAUAUCUCCGUUUAUUUGUUCCUUUGCCUUCGCAAGAUUAUUUAAUUUUGUGGACGUAAACAAAGUGGUGUCGUCAGCAUACUGUAACGUACUCGUUGUCAAAUUCAUUUCCAGGUCAGUGACGUAUAAAUUGAAAAUAACAGGGCCUAAUAUUGACCCUUGCGGCACACCAGAUGUGACGUUGCAAAAUUCAGAGGUCUUAUCAUUAAUUCGCACAAUUUGUUUUCUGCCACACAAGUAACUCAAAAUUAGUUCAACAAACUCUUUGGAAAAGCCGAUUUGGUUGAGUUUCCUCAUUGUAGUUUCAUAUUGAACAGUAUCAAAGGCUUUCGAAAAGUCAGCUAAUACUACAAGACUGAUUUCGUUUUUACUCAUUGCUUCUUUGAUAUCCGUUCUAAGUUUCAUCAACAAAGUAGUCGAGGAGUGUCCUUUUCGGUACCUGGACAUCUUUUCGGAAUAUAAAGAUUUCUCAUCGAUAAAGAUUAUCAUUUGUGUAAGGAUAAGACGUUCAAAUACUUUGGAUAAAAUAGGAAGGAUAGAGAUCGGUCGUAGUUCUUUUAUUGAUGUAGGAACAUUCACUUUUGGAAUAGGUGCGACUCUUGCCACUUUCCAUUGACACGGGAAGCAUUUUUUCUCAAUGCACGUAUUUAUAAUAUGUGUUAGAACAGAAGAAAUUUCAUUUGCUAGUAAUUUAACAUAUUUGACUGGUAUAUCAUCAAACCCAGUUGAUAUAUCGUUACGUAGUCCUUUAAGUUCUUUAAGUACCUCCUCAUACUUAACAUGUCUGAGUUGAAACAUUUUGGAAGUCGAUGGUGGUAAUGUUUGGAGUACUUCCUUUAAAUCAAUUUCAGAUUUUGGAAUUGAUCCAGUAACUCGCUCAGCUGUUCCGGCAAAAAAAGUGUUUACACUAUCAGCGUCAAAAUGAAGAGGCUUCGAAGGAGGAUGUAAAAUUCGAUUGAUAGUGUUCCACACUUCUUUCGAGUUUUUAGAACUAAGUGCUUUUCUAUAAAAGGAAACUUUAGCUUUCUUGAUCUUUUUCUUAACAGGGUUUUUAAGUUGUCGAAAUUCGUUCCAUAUCAUUUGAUCGUUAGUUUCAUGAGCAAGUUUUCGAAGUUUAUUUCGCUUCGUUUGGUCACUUUUUAUGUUUAAAGUAUGAAUCCAUGGAGAUGGUGGUCUUGUUAUUUUUGUUCUUCUUAACGGGGCAUGUCUAUCAAUGCAAUCUUGCAUGAACUUGUGAAGUAUCUCCACUUUUUCUUCUGGAUCAUCUAUAGCGUAUAUAACUGAUAUCGGUAGGUUCGAGAAAUCCGACACAAAAGAUUCCCUAUCAAACUGCCUUUCAUCUCUUAUCAUUUUAUAUCGAGGUUUAAACUUAUCGUAUUUAAUGUUGAUGAUAGCGUAAGGUCCAUCAUGGUCACUAAUAGUUUCGCAUGGUAAUACAUCAGUAUAUGCGAUUUUGGUAUUAUUGUUAAUUAUCAUAUGAUCGAUCAAUGUUGCGCUUAAAGGAGUCGUCCUGGUUGGCUUUGAUACUAUCUGUUUAAGGUUGAAUGCAGAUAAAAUAUUGUUGUACUGUCUUACUUGGCAACAUUCUGGUUUGAGAAGAUUUAUGUUUAUGUCCCCUGUUAUAAGUAGCAGGCCAUCCCAUGUUGUUUGGAUAUAAGUUAUCAAAUCUUCAAAUUUAGUUAACCAGUCAGAAAAGGAGAUGAUUCUUUCCGAGCGGUAUAUGACCCCAAGAAGUAGUUUACUAUGCUUGUUUCGGCCAUCUACCUCGAUCCAUAUAUGCUCUAAAUUUUCGUACAUAUCAUUAAUAUCCUUUCGAAUGCGAUAUUUGAUCAAACUGUUCACAUAAAUUCCAACACCCCCUCCUCGAAUUUGGUCUCUAUUCACAUAUUCCAUUGAGUAACCAGGUAUACGGACGUAUUCCAAUAAAUUAGCAUUAUUUUUUAGCCAUGUUUCGGAUAAGCAAACAAUGUCGAAUGGGUGGUCAUCCAAUAAUACCAGUAAAUCGUUAAAAUUAGAUGUCAUCGAUUGUGUGUUUAUGUGCAGUACUCUCAAUUUUUGAUAAUGUUCAUGCAAUGCGUGUUGAUGACUGCUGUAUGUUGCACCUGAAAUAGUUGUGGAAAUAGUUGAAUUCAAAUCAUUCUCUCGCGCAAACGGUAUUAAUAAGUGUGUACAGUCAGUACAUGUCCACUUUACCGGAAUACAAUUCAUUAUGGAAUGUGUCAAGUUGGUAUCGGCACAUUUUGCAUGAGUUCGAUUAAAACACAUUUCACAGGCGAGCUGCUUUUGAUUUCGUCUGAUAGUUGCUCUACAUUUAAUGCACUUAGUUGCUUGGGGUUUGGGCCCUGGGUUAGUUUCCACGUCGCCACUUUGCAAAAUAAUAUUAAAUGUAGCACACGUAUUGUUAUAAUAGGAGACUCUUGCUUUACCUCUUUUAAUAACGUAACUAUAGCUUCUGUCACCUUUUAUAAUCGUUCCAUUUAUUUCAAUGGUCUCAAUGCUAUCGUUAAAAUCAAUACAUAAAGUAAUUAGUGAUGUUAUUAAUAUUACGGCAUAAGACAUUGUGGUUACCAUGGUGAUAUAGAGUGUUGUUAAGAAGUUUUGCAAAUUGUUGCAAUUUGCCGGGACGUGUAAUACCCAAAAACGUUUAAAUUUUCUGCAUAUAAACCAACUAAUCCAAAAUAAUCUUUGUAUAAGCAAUAAAAUUACUUCGGAAUGUAUAAGAGUCGCAAUUUUCAUCGAUAGCCACAAAUAGAGUACGAUUUCCUUAAAAUCUCUUAUAUGGCAUACGUAAAUCCAAAAAAAAAACUUUUAAAUUCUUUCCAUAUAUAGAGACUUGGUCUCCAAAUCUAACUUUAACUAAUGUUGACAAAGGAACGAUCUCCAAACUAGCCUGAUUUUUUAUUGUUGUUAAGUUUGUGCUUUCACGCCGUUAAGCUUCUUUUUCUUUAAGCUUCUUUUUUUUCUCGCAAAAUUACACAACCCCAGGUGGCAUUCCUAUUUCUUUAUCAAGAUAUAUAUUUUAAGAUAUAUAUUUUAGAUGUAAAAUUGAAAAACGAGGCAUUUCAGAGUGACAAGUCUCUUGUAUUUGCGAUUGUUCGUGUUGAUACAAGAUAAUUGUCAUUUAGGGACGACAACCCUGUCUCAGUUUCUGGAUUCUUUAGCCUUAAAAUUGAUAAACAAGGCAUUUCAAAGUGUCGAGUAUCAUCUAUUUGCGAUUUUUCGUAUUGAUACAAGAUAAUUGUCCUUUAGGGUCAACAACGUCUCAGGUUCUAUAUAUUCUAACCGUGAAAUUCAUAAAUGAGGCAUUUCAAAGUGACGAGUCUCAUAUAUUUGCGAUUUUUCGUAUUGAUACAAGACAAUGGUCAUUUAGGGUCGACAACCUCGUCUGAGGUUCUAUAUAUUUUAGCCGUAAAAUUGAUAAACGAGGCAUUUAUAAGAGACGAGAGUUAUAUAUUUGCUAUUUUUCGUAUUGAUACAAGAUAAUUGUCAUUUAGGCAUUUAGGGUUGACAACCUCGUCUCAGGUUCUAUAUAUUUUAUCAGUAAAAUUGAUAAACGAGGCAUUUCAAAGUGACGAGUGUUAUAUAUUUGGUAUUUUUCCUAUUGAUACAAGAUAAUUGUCAUUUAGAGUCGACAACCUCGUCCGAGGUUCUAUAUAUUUUAGUUGUAAAAUUGAAAAACGAGGCAUUUCAGAGUGACGAGUGUCUUGUAUUUGCGAUUUUUCGUGUUGAUACAAGAUAAUUGUCAUUUAGGGACGACAACCCUGUCUCAGUUUCUGGAUUCUUUAGCCUUAAAAUUGAUAAACAAGGCAUUUCAAAGUAUCGAGUAUCAUCUAUUUGCGACUUUUCGUAUUGAUACAAGAUAAUUGUCCUUUAGGGUCAACAACGUCUCAGGUUCUAUAUAUUCUAACCGUGAAAUUCAUAAAUGAGGCAUUUCAAAGUGACGAGUCUCAUAUAUUUGCGAUUUUUCGUAUUGAUACAAAACAAUGGUCAUUUAGGGUCGACAACCUCGUCCGAGGUUCUAUAUAUUUUAGCCGUAAAAUUGAUAAACGAGGCAUUUAAAAGAGACGAGAGUUAUAUAUUUGCUAUUUUUCGUAUUGAUACAAGAUAAUUGUCAUUUAGGCAUUUAGGGUUGACAACCUCGUUUCAGGUUCUAUAUAUUUUAUCAGUAAAAUUGAUAAACGAGGCAUUUCAAAGUGACGAGUGUUAUAUAUUUGGUAUUUUUCCUAUUGAUACAAGAUAAUUGUCAUUUAGAGUCGACAACAUCGUCUGAGGUUCUAUAUGUUUUAGAUGUAAAAUUGAAAAACGAGGCAUUUCAGAGUGACGAGUGUCUUGUGUUUGCGAUUUUUCGUGUUGAUACAAGAUAAUUGUCAUUUAGGGACGACAACCCUGUCUCAGUUUCUGGAUUCUUUAGCCUUAAAAUUGAUAAACAAGGCAUUUCAAAGUGUCGAGUAUCAUUUAUUUGCGAUUUUUCGUAUUGAUACAAGAUAAUUGUCCUUUAGGGUCAACAACGUCUCAGGUUCUAUAUAUUCUAACCGUGAAAUUCAUAAAUGAGGCAUUUCAAAGUGACGAGUCUCAUAUAUUUGCGAUUUUUCGUAUUGAUACAAGACAAUGGUCAUUUAGGGUCGACAACCUCGUCCGAGGUUCUAUAUAUUUUAGCCGUAAAAUUGAUAAACGAGGCAUUUAAAAGAGACGAGAGUUAUAUAUUUGCUAUUUUUCGUAUUGAUUCAAGAUAAUUGUCAUUUAGGUAUUUAGGGUUGACAACCUCGUCUCAGGUUCUAUAUAUUUUAGCAAUAAAAUUGAUAAACGAAGCAUUUCAAAGUGACGAGUGUUAUAUAUUUGGUAUUUUUCCUAUUGAUACAAGAUAAUUGUCAUUUAGAGUCGACAACAUCGUCUGAGGUUCUAUAUAUUUUAGUUGUAAAAUUGAAAAACGAGGCAUUUCAGGGUGACGAGUGUCUUGUAUUUGCGAUUUUUCGUAUUGAUACAAGAUAAUUGUCCUUUAGGGUCAACAACGUCUCAGGUUCUAUAUAUUCUAACCGUGAAAUUGAUAAGUGAGGCAAUUCAAUGUGACGAGUCUCAUAUAUUUGCGAUUUUUCGUAUUGAUACAAGACAAUGGUCAUUUAGGGUCGACAACCUCGUCUGAGGUUCUAUAUAUUUUAGCCGUAAAAUUGAUAAACGAGGCAUUUCAAAGUGACGAGUCUCAUAUAUUUGCGAUUUUUCGUAUUGAUACAAGAUAAUUGUCGCAUAGGGACGACAGCCUUGUUUUUGGAUCUAUAUAUUUUAGUCGUAAAACUGAGAAACGAGGCAUUUAAAAGAGACGAGAGUUAUAUAUUUGCUAUUUUUCGUAUUGAUACAAGAUAAUUGUCAUUUAGGCAUUUAGGGUUGAGAACAGAGAUAGGAAAAUGCCGAUCCUAGGACAGCGAUUAAUAUGUUGUGCCACUCCACGUCAAAUUAUAGAUCAUCCCCGUCAAAUCAACGAUAGAGGAGUCAAUAAAAUCCCUUAGCACUUUACCACUUUACGUUAAAUUAUAGAUCAUCCCCGUCAAAUCAACGAUAGAGGAGUCAAUAAAAUCCCUUAGCACUUUACCACUUUACGUUAAAUUAUAGAUCAUCCACGUUAAAUCAACGAUAUCCGUCCAAAACCCCCCUCCCCCGCCGUGUCCCCCGGGCCCCUCCCCACCCUCCCCUGUUGUGUCCUAUAAAUUAUGGUUAUAUGUGUGUUUAUAAUGUCCUCUUGCCAGUGUGGUAAUGCCAUCUUCCAAAAUUAUGCGUUUAUCAUCAUCGACAUUGAGCGCCAGUUUAUUUGUUUUUAUUGUGUGAACAUCAUGCUUAAUAGAUCGAAAUGUCAUUUGGGUUCUGUAAAUGUUCUCACCUUCAAACAGGCAUCUCUUAUAAUCAGCGAAACCUAUGGUCUCCCUUACCACACAUUUCUUCACCCCCUUACACCUCUUAUCCUCCUUACCACAUAGUCGUUUGUAUGCAUAGGUCUUAGCUCUUAGGGCUACAAACUCAGUCAUCACCUUACCACCUAACUCGUCCUUCAACAGCCCAAUGAUCUUUUUAUUCAAACCUAAUGGUAGAGGUCUACCAUCUUCCUUAUCAUACCCCGAUGUGUCAAAUCUCGCAGACACAUCAUCGGCGAUAUCUCUGUAGAAAUCGCCCGUUUUUAUGUGGUAUACGAAUGAAUCAGUAUCCAUAUAGCAAAGUUUCACAUCAUCACCAUAUUUCGGUCUCAUGUAAUCAUAGUGAAACUCGUACAUAAUCAUCUUAGACAUGUCGAGAAUUGCCAGUCCCAGGUAUAUCGGCUUAUUCAUUUUGAUCUUGAUCUUGGACAUCUCUAUACCCAUCAGUGUUUCCGAGAACCAUGUGCUACCCUUGAAGUUUGGCUUCAUCACCAGCUUCUCAUACUGAUCCUUCUUCGUAGCCAAGCGUAUAUCCUUGUGUUUACGCUGAUUCUCCAUUGUCUUACCAAAGAACGAAUUGUUCAUAAGCUUGAAAAAGUCCUUCUCAAAGUCAUUAGUUGAUUUAGUACGCAAAUCAGUGUUAAAAUCUAUGUACGACUUCAACCACGCACUCUGAUUAAAUCUCAAGACUCUAUGAACCUUAUCAAGAACAAGACCAUGCUUCAACGCCUGAUCAAGCGCACGGAUAUGGAUGAUGUAGUUUGUCUUGUCUGAAAGACAUGGUGUCAGUUUCUCAACACCAUUAAUCUUUUUCCUCUCGGGCAUGAAAGGAAGGUCGUUAUGAGAAUCAUGAAGUUCCCGUGGGUAACUAACAUCAACCUCAAGGAAGUACCCCCUAUCACCAUCUUCAUCGGCUAAUUUUGAAAUAAGUUCGGAUGUGAAAUCGGAAACCAUUAUCUUCCCCGUCCUAGGAGAGUUUACCACACGAUUGAAAGUGUUGGUUACAGGAUCGUGAACAACUUUUCUAGGAGUAUAUGGAUUUUCCUCUUUCACCUCUUCCUCUCCAAUGUCCUUUUUAUACAAACCCAUGAUCUUAUCCUUAAUGGUUUUGAAAGCUUUUGUUGUUUUAUCCUUAAUAGCCUUAGGUACAUGAUUUAUCAACCAGUCUCUUCAUUCAAUCAACUUGCUUUUCGCAAUAGGUCUGGUUUUAAUCAUUUCUUGCUCUUCAAACAAAUCCAUGUCUUGUUGGCUAGUACCGGAUCUCGAGGGUGCCGGUACGGGUUCGGGCAAUUUACUAACGUCAUCAACCCACUCAAACCCUCCGGUGGGCAUCUUCUGUAUCAUGGCCCAUCCAUACAGAUUGUUAGCAUCAAGAUACUGCAGAUAGGUUGUAUCUUCCGAAGUAUUAUACAUAUCGCCCAUAUAUGGAUUGUUAGCCUUGGCGUGGCGGUGGACAGCCUGACACAAUCCACCCCUAAUACCGCUUUCAAUGAACGUGACCAUCUCAAUAUCAGACAAUAGAUCUAGACUAACCCCGGUCUUUUUCAGACAUGCUUGCCAAGUUAAUCCAGGAGUUGUGUAAAAAUGCGCUAGUUUGUAGUAUCUCAAACACGUCUCUCUGAAUGUCUCAAACACACCGGCGAGCAAUAGAACAUCUGUAUUGAGAUAGAUGUCAUGAUAUUCACCUAGAUCCUUAAUAUCAAAGGCUUUCCAAACCUUCUGAGCAUGCUCAUAGUCAGCAUCACUGAUGUGACUCAUGUUAAGCUCGUUAUAAAAGUCAUCCUUUGACGGGAGCUCAGUUUCAUUAAACCUAUCGAAUGAGUUAACAUACUCAUAUGGGUAUACACCUUUUCUCAACAGCAACCUGAACUGCUCAUCGUUUCCCGUGUGCAUAUUACGGAACUUUUCAAGUAAACUCUGCUCUGACAUCUCUGACAUCGCAUUCACCACAUUUCCCGUGAGCAAUAUAGUUUUCAUCAAUAUAUUCAAACGAGCAGCCUGAGCUACACUCAUCACAUCUCAUGUUGUUAACACCCGCGAGAUUUGCACUAAGAUUGUUCAAGCCGCUAGACAUAAAUCUAAACGAAUCUAUGAAUCUUAGCUUUAUCUUUUUGUCCUUAGUCUCACCAUUUUUGUUAAUAUAUUCGCCAACCUUAACAUCGGUCGAGAAAGAGAUAUAUUUCUCCUUAUUCUCUGCGAUUACACCCAUACCAUCCUCUCCGUACUUCCUUGCAAGCUCCUUAAUGAAUAAAUGCGCAUCAUAUCCGCUCAGAUUGUGGAAUACAACCGGAAUAUAAUUAGGAACCUUGUAACGCAGAUUACAUUCCUGAUGGGCGGAUCCGCGAAACUUACCAGUAAAAUGACAGUGAUCCCUAACCUUGAUGUCAUCAUCACCAUCAAAUUCCUUCAUACAAAUGUGGCAAACCUCGGAUCUAUUGAAACCGUCACGCUCCUCAUCCGUCAGUGGAUCCAUUUCUUUCUGAGGAAACAUGUUAUAUAACCUUUCAGCCUCGGAAACCACAUGAUCUACAAAGCGCGGAACACAGUCCUCACCACGGUAAAGAUUAAGAGGGUUGGGAACUUCACCAUGAGCAUAUUUACUAUAACAACAGAAUCCGGUUGGGACAUGUUUACCAACUUUCUCGGUUGAUGAUCCGCCUUUUCUCUCAUCCUCGGGCAAUUCUUGUGUAAAAGCUUCGAAAUCGGCAUAAAUGAUGAAUGGAACCUUGAGCUGAAACUUACCAUCAGUGAAGGUUAAGGUGCUACCCUCUUUAGGGAGUUGAACCUUAGCAGCAUCAUUAUCCUUGCAAUACUCAAAGUGCUCAUCCCUUUUCUGUUCGCUUGGAAAACCAGAGAGACAAUUCAAGCAAUAAUGCUCUUUAUGUUCAUGCUUUGAGUUGGCCUUGCUCAGGACACCGCUCAAGUUCUUAACAGCGAUAUAAUGUCUCUUAUCCCCAUCACACAGUAAAAACAAAACAACUGUCUCCUUACGAUCCAGAUGCUUCGACCUACGGCACAUGUAGACACCUUCUACAUCGUCUUUUGUUAAAACAUGCACAGCGAUAUCAGGGUUCCUUCUCUCAAACAAAUCUAUCUUGUUUAGUGCCAUUGGGAAAGAUAGACCAUCCCAAUUGCACUUGUCUUCAAACUUCUUAAGGUUUGAGAUUCGUUCAGGAUGAUUAUCAAUCUUAUCAUGAUAUAAGGUGGCUAAAACGGCCCAUUUGAAGCAUUCAUAAUCUGCAUUUUUGGGAUUGAUCACGGAGAACUUACCACUGAAAUUCUUGGGUAGCGGCAAGUAAGAUCUACCUCUAGUUAAUUUUAGUUUGUGAAAGUCUACAUGCAUAUGUAGGAUCCUUUCGAUUGUGAAUCCGCUGGCGGGUAGAGCAGGGUUUUCAAUCUGCUCGAUUAUCUUAUUACACAUACGAUCAAAAACAUCAGAAAUGUCACCAUGGGCAUGUAGUAUCUCCAUAUAACUAUUGAACGCUUUGUCGACAUAUACACACGGGGUAUCGGUCGAGCUGGCGUCCUCCUUUACCCAUUUCACCCACAGGGUCGACUGAGUCUUCAGCGACUUCUUCUGCCUGAGCACGUCACUCAUCAACCUCUUGACGAUAGGUUGAACCCUUUUUAAAAAGACCUUGACAUUCUUCCCACCAUCCGAGUUUAUCUUGAACCUUUUGUAGGUUCCUACAAACGCCUCUUCAAUGGGUGUAUAAGGAUUUUCCUCUUUCACCUCUUCCUCCUCUUUCACCUCUUCCUCUCCACUGUCCUUUUUAUACAAACCCAUGAUCUUAUCCUUAAUGGUUUUGAAAGCUUUUGUUGUUUUAUCCUUAAUAGCCUUAGGUACAUGAUUUAUCAACCAGUCUCUCCAUUCAAUCAACUUGCUUUUCACAAUAGGUCUAGUUUUAGCCAUUUCUUCCUGCUCAAACAUAUCCAUGUCCGUACCGGAUCUCAAGGGUCUCGGUGCCGGUAUCGGUAAUGGUACGGGUAUAGAUCCACCGGAUCCUAGAAACGCCUCUAGAGAUUUGUAUCCCGGGUCUGGUACUGGUCUAGGCAUCGGUAUUGGUCUGGCAGGUCUCGAGAGUCUCGGCGCUGGUACUGGUCUGGCGGGUCCCGGUCUAACCGGUGCUGACACUGUAGUGGGUGUCAAUAAUUCAACAACCGUAUUUCUCGAAGUCAUGCUUGUGUAUGAUAUACGAUUACAAAAUCUUUAACCCUUUUUUUAUAAAUCUUGUCGGAGUGUCAUGAGUGUCCUCGUUUGUGGGGCAACCACCAUGCUAAAUUGUAGUAAAAACACGCUUUGUGAUACAUACAUCGAUACACCAUGGGUACC
Hydractinia symbiolongicarpus is the source of this 12785-nucleotide messenger RNA. RefSeq lists its product as uncharacterized. NCBI's taxonomy places the organism in Eukaryota, Metazoa, Cnidaria, Hydrozoa, Anthoathecata, Hydractiniidae. The record is from RefSeq and is a predicted model, not a curated record. The coding region runs from base 951 to 2087 and encodes 378 amino acids. The transcript has 19 exons.